UCUGCUGGUGACUGCGGUCAAACACCGUCGCCAUAUUUGGUUUAAGUUCCGCCAGGCGCCAAAGGCGUCGUCACUUGUGAUGAGUCGAACCGCGGUCCUCUACUACGCCCUCUGUGUCCGUGAGAGUACAGCAAGCGUGGCUAAUCAAAGCACGAAAAGAAAGAUGAGCAGCUCCGAGGAGGUGUCUUGGAUCUCGUGGUUUUGCGGUCUGCGAGGGAAUGAGUUCUUUUGCGAGGUGGAUGAGGACUACAUUCAAGACAAAUUCAACUUAACAGGGUUGAAUGAGCAAGUGCCACACUAUCGUCAAGCAUUAGAUAUGAUCCUUGAUCUUGAGCCAGAUGAUGAUUUGGAUGACAAUCCGAAUCAAUCCGACCUGAUUGAGCAAGCCGCGGAGAUGCUGUACGGUCUUAUUCACGCGCGUUACAUUCUUACGAAUCGUGGCAUCGCCCAGAUGAUCGAGAAGUAUCAAGCGGGCGAUUUCGGUCACUGUCCGCGCGUCUACUGCGAGUCCCAGCCGAUGUUGCCACUGGGUCUUAGCGACGUGCCUGGUGAGGCAAUGGUCAAGAGCUACUGUCCCAAGUGCAUGGACGUUUACACGCCGAAGAGCUCGAGACAUCAUCAUACAGACGGAGCAUACUUUGGGACGGGAUUUCCGCAUAUGUUGUUUAUGGUUCACCCCGAAUACAGACCGAAGCGUGCGCAAAAUCAAUUUAUACCCAGAUUAUACGGUUUUAAAAUCCAUCCUCUAGCAUAUCAGAUCCAGCAACAGUCUGCAUCUACGUUCAAAGCACCUUUACGAGCUCUCAACUAUAAUAACGGGAAACGUUAAGGACACUUUGGCGUAGCUUAGAAUACUUCCUUUUAUUCUUUCACAAUACAAUUCCUAAUUUCGUCCUUAAGACUAAAAUAAAAUAUUUUUUAUAUCUCUGUUUCUCUCUCUCUCUUUCUCUCUCUUUCCUCUCCUUUUCUUUUUCUAGCUCUUCUCCCUUUAACACAUCUUUUUGUGCAACCAUACGUCAUUCAUUAUGACUCUCGAUUUGUUCAUAGUCUUGUCGUUUUGAAUUUGUGACUUCCAAGUUUCCGAUCAUACGAAACAUUAAGAAAGAGAGAGAAAGGAAGAGAAAGAGAGAGAAGAGGGAGUGAAUAAUUGUAUUAAUUCAAAUCUCGCAGUAUAACAAUCUGUUCUCGUUUGAGAUCCAAUGUUUGUAUCAAGACUAUUUUAUUCUUCAUGGGAUAAAGGAGAAAGAAAGAUAUGAAAACACGCUUAGAAUAAUUACUAGAUCAUAAGUGAGGAAAAGAAGACGAUUAUAAAUAGGACACGCAGCUGUAUUGUGCGAGUCGCUCGCGUCACCGUUCAUUGCUGCCAAGUAGUUCCUAAAUGUGCAGAAGCGAAUGUUGUGAGUAAAUCGAGCUAGUAGCGCCGGCUUCACACCGAUUCUUUUCAAGACGAGAAAUGAUAUAUAAAGAUGAGAAACUGUUGAGAGAAAAAUAACUUAAUUAUCAAGUAAUUCUCGCGCGGACUGUGACAAAAGCGAUUUGUUAAUACACAAUUGAAGACGGUGCGUAUGUAAUUAUACGAAAACUAUCGACCUUUUUUUAAGACACGGUGUAACUGCAGAAAUGAAGAUCACGAUGUUUCUCAGUGAAGUAAAAAGAGGAGGAAGGAACAUCUUGAUUUCUACCACAGUUUUCGAAAUAUUUAUAGGGACGGUCGUAUUGGAGAAUCACAUAACCGAAAUUUUAUAUAUAGUUUCCAGAAACAAAGUGAAAGUUAUAACAAGA
This is a messenger RNA of Odontomachus brunneus, 1782 nucleotides long. RefSeq names its product casein kinase II subunit beta (gene CkIIbeta). Gene Ontology annotation, molecular function: protein kinase regulator activity. The coding region runs from base 80 to 829 and encodes 249 amino acids. NCBI's taxonomy places the organism in Eukaryota, Metazoa, Arthropoda, Insecta, Hymenoptera, Formicidae. The transcript is spliced from 5 exons. Gene Ontology annotation, cellular component: cytoplasm; protein kinase CK2 complex. The record is from RefSeq and is a predicted model, not a curated record.